Messenger RNA from Colius striatus (speckled mousebird), 2150 nucleotides. It is a transcript of the gene PPP1CC, whose product is annotated as protein phosphatase 1 catalytic subunit gamma. The coding region runs from base 109 to 1080 and encodes 323 amino acids. Gene Ontology annotation, molecular function: protein serine/threonine phosphatase activity. Gene Ontology annotation, cellular component: nucleus; cytoplasm. Lineage: Eukaryota; Metazoa; Chordata; Aves; Coliiformes; Coliidae. The transcript has 7 exons. The record is from RefSeq and is a predicted model, not a curated record.
AGAGGAGCGGAGGCAGAGCUAAGCCGAGCCGGGCCGCGGAGAGGAGUGGCGCCGGCGGAGCGGCGAGCGGAGGGGGGGGGUCGGGGUCCGCCCGGCCGCUGAGAGGCGAUGGCGGAUAUAGACAAGCUCAACAUCGACAGCAUCAUCCAACGGCUGCUGGAGGUGCGAGGAUCAAAACCAGGCAAAAAUGUCCAGCUGCAAGAGAAUGAAAUUAGAGGGCUGUGCUUGAAAUCCAGGGAAAUCUUUCUGAGCCAGCCUAUUCUACUAGAACUUGAAGCUCCACUGAAGAUCUGUGGUGACAUCCACGGGCAGUACUAUGACUUGCUUCGACUCUUUGAAUAUGGAGGUUUUCCACCAGAAAGCAACUACCUGUUCCUUGGUGAUUAUGUUGACAGAGGAAAACAAUCUUUAGAAACAAUUUGUCUUCUAUUGGCCUACAAAAUUAAAUACCCAGAGAAUUUUUUCCUCCUCAGAGGGAACCACGAAUGUGCCAGCAUCAAUAGGAUUUAUGGAUUUUAUGAUGAAUGUAAGAGAAGAUACAAUAUUAAGCUGUGGAAAACCUUCACAGACUGCUUUAACUGUUUACCAAUUGCAGCUAUUGUGGAUGAGAAAAUUUUCUGCUGUCAUGGGGGCUUGUCACCAGACCUUCAGUCCAUGGAACAGAUCAGACGGAUUAUGCGCCCCACUGAUGUCCCAGAUCAGGGGCUGCUCUGUGACCUCCUGUGGUCUGACCCUGACAAAGAUGUCUUGGGCUGGGGGGAGAAUGACAGAGGAGUCUCCUUCACCUUUGGUGCUGAAGUGGUUGCAAAGUUUCUCCAUAAACAUGAUUUGGAUCUCAUAUGUAGAGCUCAUCAGGUUGUUGAAGAUGGAUAUGAGUUUUUUGCAAAGAGGCAAUUGGUAACUCUCUUCUCUGCCCCAAAUUACUGUGGAGAAUUUGAUAAUGCAGGUGCCAUGAUGAGUGUGGAUGAAACUCUAAUGUGCUCGUUUCAGAUUUUGAAACCUGCAGAGAAGAAGAAGCCCAACUCCAGCAGACCUGUAACACCUCCCAGGGGCAUGAUCACAAAACAGGCCAAGAAAUAGUCUCUUGGGCACUGCUUUGCUGGGACUUGUAUGAUAGUCUAUAAGCUCCAUUUUUAACGUGUACUGUUCAGCUUGCUCAACAUAGGUAACGUGUUUGUGGUUUUCCUUUUGAUUUGAUGAAUGGCAUUUGCUGCUUGGAACAGCAAAUGAAAGACUCUUCCUCCCUCCCAGGAAAAAAAAACCCAAACAAAACGAGUUUUAACCUUCCCUUUUGUUGGUGUUCCCACUGUACACUCCACAGCAUCUUCCCCUGUGGUGGCUGAUGGACAAGCGGCUCCUGCUCUGUCCCACCGGUAGUGUAAACGCUUGUUUUCUCCCGUAGGAUCUGAAGAGGGCACUAGUGUGCCGUGAGAGUAGGAGUUGCUGCCUGUUGGAAAUGACAUGCUGUUGCUACAAACCACUGUGAACUUCAUUUUUUUUACGUUGUUUUGUUUUAAAGGGAUUGCUUUUAAUGUCUUGUCUCAUGGACACUUCAGUUUUAUCGCUGUCAGCGUUAGAAAUAACCUCUCAGCCUCGCCAGCGUCACUGGUAAUGAUGUAUAUUUCAUUGACACACGGCCCUCAACACUUGCAAUGACAAUUAAAGCCAUUCUUUUAAGUCUUUGAGUCUCUUUCCUGAAGCCAAAGUUUGCUUAGAAAACUGUUUGUACCCAGCCCAGCACCCUGAGCUGGAAGGGCCUCCCCUCCACGCCGUCCUCGGAGAGAAAAGCCAAGGCCUGCCUGGGAACAGCAACUCCAAAAUGCUGCUUGGUGUGCUCAGCAGAGCCCCAGGGCCAGGGCCCCACACGCUUCUGGAGCCACCCUGAAGGGGGUUUGUGUGUUUCAGCCUAAGGACUCUGUUAGGAGGAGCCAGCCAGGGCUGCUGAUCUCCAUCCCUGGUUUCUAUGAAUCUCUCACAGAAUCUUGUUUUUUAAGAACUGAUCUUUUUGGAACAGAUGACAGUGUACAAAACCCUGGAGUGAAAACUCACUUAUUAAAUGAAGAAGUUGUUAAAUCCUCUCAGUGUUGGUUUGUCACAACUCCUGCUGCCCCAGGACCUGACUUAGAGAAAUAAAUCGUUCUGGAAACCCA